Molecule: messenger RNA, 657 nt
Organism: Vicia villosa (hairy vetch)
Lineage: Eukaryota; Viridiplantae; Streptophyta; Magnoliopsida; Fabales; Fabaceae
Exons: 1
Coding region: 1-657 (218 amino acids)
Source: RefSeq, a predicted model, not a curated record
AUGCCUCUCCUUGUUCGUGAAUGGAGACCAGACUUUAAUCUUCAUAAUGAUUUGCUUCAAACUUUUCCCUUAUGGGUGAAACUGCCUAAUCUCCCUCUGUAUUUGUGGGGAGAAAACAGUCUCAACAAAAUAGGAAGUGCCCUUGGAGAUCCCAUAGUUACGGAUGAGUGUACUGCUAAUAGAUUAUGCAUAUCCUAUGCAAGAAUUCUGGUUGAAAUAGAUAUCACGAAAGAGCUGCCUACUGAGAUUACUAUUAGGAACACUCAUGGUGAGAAAAUGCAGCAAGCGGUUGAAUAUGAAUGGCGUCCCAUUUUCUGUGGAAGAUGUCAGAAAUAUGGACAUAAUUGCGACAAACUAAAGGCCAAAGUGAAAAUUUGGAAACCAAAACCUAAUGACCAAACUGAGAACAAGAUUACUGCCAAACCAGCUAAGACAAACUCUCAAGUAGAUGUGAUUCAGGAAGAAACUACAGUUAACGUUUCAGAAAAGGUUUCAACUGAUGUUGACAAAUGGAUUGAAGUCAAUAAAAGUGGUAAGGAUCGUGGUAAGAGAAUUUUGGUUGAGGAACCUGAUCCUACAUUGUUGAGUGCAAAUGGAUUUGAUGCUCUAGGGAUGUUGAAUGAUCUUCUAGUGCUUCAGAAUCCAGUUAAUGAUUAG